UCACUUCCGCGCUAGCCGAGCGAUAAAGCUUCCUUUUCAAACCUUUGCAGCGUUCACUUUCACCUUUCCGCUUUAACUUGCUUUAACGCGCGUUAACCGCGAUAACUUGCUUUUUGGCAUACCUUUUUAUGCGUUCACACAUCAGACUGCUCGAUUUUUUUGACAGCGAGAACUGUCACGAGCGAAUGACAGUUCUCGUUGUCAAAUCAUUCGAGCAGUUUGUUUUGACAGUCGAAAAAAGCUUGACCGGUUGAAGAAUUCCGACUGGCUGCUGUUAUCGUAGAUGGACCAUAUUUGAGCCCAGAAAUGGAACCGGUUUCACCGUUCCGUACUAUUCACCUGCACUGGCACCACCGGUCCAGAAUCGUCUUGAUCCGGACAACAUGCCCUACUCGAUUCAGGAGAUAAGCAAGAAUCAGCGGUCGUACGGUGGAGAGUCUGCGACGAACGCGGCCGGACUAGUGCGCCUUUGGUCACCACCAAGUUUAUCACCCAGGACCAGAACCAGGGAUACUCUGGACAGUGUUUCAUGCAUUCGUCGAUGUCCCACUUCCCGGUCAACACGGACAUGAUAAAGCAGAGUACCGUUCUGUCCGAGUUGAUCGUUUCACAUGUCCGUGCCGUCGAGAAGGAACUGGUCCAUCCGAUCGUCAAUUUUGGCGAGUUGGGACCGAUUCGAUGCACGGCCUACAUGUGUCCGUAAAUCCACUUCAUCGACGGCGGACGUUGUUCCAGUGCCCGGAACGUACGACAUUGUGAUCACCAAGGACUACUGCCGGAAUAACAGCCCGUCGAAGGUACUGGCGAUGGUGUUCGUGAUUGACAAUAAGGUCAAGUCCGGGCUGGUUCAAUUGCAGUGCGCGGAGUUCAAGAACAACAUUCGUCACUUGCCCGUGGAUGAGGGACAGGAGCGUGCUUCGAUUAAGGUCCAUGAAGCUUCAUCACUUACAGUCCCAGAUGGCGGUCGUCGGAGAUGUCCAGGAAAUGUUCAUGCCCUGCUGUUCACAUCCUGCUCGGACCAGCGCCAGCUGCGCGUGCUUAAUCUGAGCCUGACGACGUGCAACCAGUUGGCGGAUAUUUUCCGCAGUUGCGAUUUGGAUACGACCAAUCUGUUAUUCGCCAAGCAGGGCCUGUCCAAGCUGCAGGAUAAUAAGCGGUAGGCAAUCAAGGACAGCCUGAUCACGAGGGCGGUCCAGAUUUUGGCCUGCUACCGGAAGAACUGGGCAUCGUCUACGUCCGCCGGCCAGCUCGCCUUGCCGAAUUGCGUGAAAUCGCUACCACUGUACAUUAAGUGUCACGGAAGGUGCACGGGAAUAAAGAAGGGAGUUUCAUUUCUUUAAAUCGGGACUAGCAAAACCGACACGCUUCUGAGCAAGAAAAUGAGGAAGAAUCGGUUGCGUUCAGUUCAAGAAAGACUCGAGCUAGAAUCACGUGUAAAACUUGACCGUCCGUGCAAAACUUCGACGCAACUCUUUGGAAAAAGUUAUGCAAUUGCAACAGCGACUAAUAAAUUCUGGUGUGAUCUU
This is a messenger RNA of Culex quinquefasciatus (southern house mosquito), 1526 nucleotides long. RefSeq lists its product as uncharacterized. Gene Ontology annotation, biological process: COPII-coated vesicle cargo loading. Gene Ontology annotation, cellular component: COPII vesicle coat; endoplasmic reticulum exit site. Bases 612 to 1160 code for a protein of 182 amino acids. Gene Ontology annotation, molecular function: zinc ion binding; SNARE binding. The record is from RefSeq and is a predicted model, not a curated record. NCBI's taxonomy places the organism in Eukaryota, Metazoa, Arthropoda, Insecta, Diptera, Culicidae. The transcript has 2 exons.